GGUUCGAAAUUCGAAGACAAUUACGACACACAAGACCUAAAAUUGUAUAAAAUAUCAUGACAUCUAGGAUGAAAAGGGCAAACGGAAACCUUUUUCCUUGGAGGCCUGUUCGUAUUUACUUGGAGUUCAAAAGAUCAUCUCACUAUCUCCUUCAACAUUCAUUGAUAUUCAACGAAUGAAUGGUAAAUAAACUUAGUGCAAAAUUAGUGCACUACCUGCGAAACAUCAAAAGCAAGAGCAGUAAUUAUCGAAUGCAUGUAUAUAUAAAAUAAUUGGGCAUCCGAACGGCGUAUCAAGCAACUACAAGAGCAUAAUAACAGCUUAAAUCAACGCGGAAAAGAAUGGCAGAGGCAAAUCGAUCCAUAGAAGAAAUUGUUGAGAGCGCGCGCAGUGCGUCGUCCUCCCACCGCCCGGUCGGCCCGUUUGGCCCCAUCCCCAAGAACAGCGGUAUGGAGCAGGACGGCACGUUCGCGCGCACGCCGAUCGUGGCCGGCGAGAUGCCGCGGCGGCGCAGCAACACCAGUACGGCGUCAGCCGCCUACCACACCGUGCAGGGCUCGGGCACGGACGGCUCGGAGUCGGCCGGCUACCGCACCACCAGCGAGCACGCCGCCGAGACGGGCGCGCUGGCCGCCACCGACAGCCUGCUGCCUUCGCAGCUGGCCAAAAACUACAAGGCCACCAGCUACUGGUCCAGGAGCGGCGAGUCGAGCUCGGCGCGCGGCAGCGUCUCUGCCGAGCAGGGCCGGCGAGGCUCGGGGGUGUUCGUCACCUCCGGCUCGUCCAGCCGCUCGGAGCCGGCCGCCAGCCGGACGCGCGCAGCCGCCCGCCGCCAGCAGGAGACCGCCGAGGCGAUGACGUAUGAGGAGCGUCACUCGGUGCGCGGCGGCGGCCGGCGCUCCAGCGACCACGAGCGCUAUCGGAACGUCUCCUCGUCGGCGGAGAGCUCGGCCGGAGCGCGGCCGGCCCGGUUCCCAUUCCAGCGCGCCGAGAACGGCGGCAUGCGCGUCUCCGAGGGCAUGGUGGCCUACCAGGACCGCAACCUGGCCAUCCUGGUGGCUGACCCGGUGCACACCAGACUCCGCGUCCAGGCCAAGGAGAAACACGCCAAGUCAACCGGCUCCGUCACAGACCGGAUGAGCGCCGACAUCCACGCCUCCUACGAGAACCUCAGCACCAUCCAGCAGCGGGCGGCCCGCGACGCGUCCGCCGAGCGCCGCUCCAGCGGGGGCUCCCAGCGCGCCGGUGCUGAGCGGCGCGACCAGUUCUACGAGACCAGCGAGUACGGUAGCCAGCGGCGCCAGGAGACACGCUGGGAGGCCGAGUCCAGCGGACACGAGCGCAGCUCGCGUGCUGGUGGCGGCUCCGGUCGGGCCAUGUCGGAACGCUCGGCUGGGGGUGCCAGCCGGCCCGGCUCGCGAGCCUCCGUCUCCAGACGCGACAGUGGCUUCUCGUUCGAGUUCCGUGACCAGCUCGGUGUCUCUGGCUCGGCCAGCUCGGUAGCGGAGCAGUCCUCGUCGCGACGACGCUCCCUGUCGCCGCGACCAGCCGCCUCCGCGCGCUUCUCUCAGGCCGAUGACGCCCCUGGUACGCUACAGCGAGUCAUGCAGCCUGCCGAAGACACAGUUGCUGUCGACGACGGACAGGAGACGGACGGCUUCACGACACGCUUCGUUCGACAAGAGACAGCCGGGUCACGUAAGGCCGCAUCGGCCACGACGCUGUACAUGGCGCCCACGGCGGCUGGGGCGGCCGGCCGCGGCGGCCCUGCGGCGACCUCAGGAGCCGGCGGAUUCAGUCGGGCGGACGGUGCUGUGGACGAGGCCGGGUACCCGCGGCGGGCCAGUGGCGACUGGCGGCGCCGCAGCAGUGCCGCCGCGCUGGUGAUCGAGGACGAGGUGUGUGACCUCGAGGAGCGGGAGGAGGUGGUGUCGGUGGGUCAGAAGGAGCGCAUCUCCUACCACCGGACCGACGCCGAGAGCAGCCUCGAGAAGAGCGCCAGACGCACGCAGCAGCAGCAACAGUAUUCGCACGAUAACGAGCGGCCAAUUCCUGGAGGAUACCAGCGAUACAGUGGCGCCUCUGGCGGCGCACGAGAGAAGCGAGAGCUCGGCUGUCUGUCAGAAGAGGCGGUCCGGUCGAGCAGGUACGACCAGUGCUGUGCCUGUCGACACUUUCGGGCCCGGUUCGAGCGGCGCUGCUAAAUUAAUUGCUUAAUUGUUGCAAAUAAUUUUUGAAUACACUGUCGAACAGAA
This is a messenger RNA of Amphibalanus amphitrite, 2255 nucleotides long. RefSeq lists its product as uncharacterized. Bases 342 to 2204 code for a protein of 620 amino acids. Lineage: Eukaryota; Metazoa; Arthropoda; Thecostraca; Balanomorpha; Balanidae. The transcript is spliced from 5 exons. The record is from RefSeq and is a predicted model, not a curated record.